Molecule: messenger RNA, 1380 nt
Organism: Phragmites australis (common reed)
Lineage: Eukaryota; Viridiplantae; Streptophyta; Magnoliopsida; Poales; Poaceae
Product: B2 protein-like
Exons: 4
Coding region: 112-1119 (335 amino acids)
Biological process (GO): response to endoplasmic reticulum stress
Source: RefSeq, a predicted model, not a curated record
CGCCUCGCCGCGCACCGCACGCCAUUCCCUGUUCCCACGCCUCCCCUCCCCUCCCCUCUCGUCGGAGAAGAGCAAGGCAAAGGCAACAGGGAAGGCAGCAGCGAGCAAUUCAUGGAGAGCUACGACCGCGAGUUCUGGCAGUUCAGCGACCAGCUGCGCCUGCAGACGGCGAGCCUGUCCACCCUCUCCCUCGGCGACUCCAUCUGGUCCCCCGCCAGCGCCACCGACCGCCGCAACGCCCUCUUCGCUUCCGCAGACCCCUUCCCCUCCGCCGCCGCCAAGAACAACGACGGCGGCCCCGGCCUCAUCGGCUCCGGCAAGCUCGCCUUCGGUAGCACCACCACCAGCAAGGCCGACCGAUACAAUAACAACGUCGCCAAUCUCCCCACCGAGAAGACGUACAGUAACAAUAACAACAUCAACAGCAGCGGCUAUGCCAAGAGCAGCAGCAACAUCAACAACAGCUUUGCAUUCAACAAGAUGGGGAGCUACGGCUACAACAGCAGCAACGGCGGGGAGGUGAAGAGCUACUUCGACAAGUCCGCCGGGAGGCCGGCGAGCAACAACAACCACAGCCACCACCACGUCGGCAAGAAGGAUUAUGGCAAGAAGAAGCCCGGCAAGAACGAGAGCAACAACGCCGGCGGCGCGGGGGCGGACAAGAGGUUCAAGACGCUGCCCGCGUCGGAGGCGCUGCCGAGGGGCGAGGCCGUCGGCGGGUACAUCUUCGUCUGCAACAACGACACCAUGGACGAGAACCUCAGGAGGGAACUCUUCGGAUUGCCGUCGAGGUACAGGGAUUCGGUGAGGGCCAUCAGGCCAGGGCUGCCCCUCUUCCUCUACAACUACUCUACCCACCAGCUCCACGGCAUCUUCGAGGCGGCGAGCUUUGGAGGGGCCAACAUCGACCCGACGGCGUGGGAGGACAAGAAGUGCCCCGGCGAGUCCCGCUUCCCUGCACAGGUGAGGGUGGCAACGCGGAAGAUCUACGACCCGCUGGAGGAGGACGCCUUCCGCCCCAUCCUCCACCACUACGACGGGCCCAAGUUCCGGCUCGAGCUCUCCGUCACCGAGGCCCUCGCCCUGCUUGACAUCUUUGCUGACAAGGACCACGCCUGAACUCAUCACCUUCACCUUCAGGGGACGCCACGCAAUAAUAAAACCGGCACGGCACGGCACGUCUCUGUGUAUGCUAGCUAUACUGGCCGUGUACUACACUAGUAUUUUCUGGGCUGAGAGGCAUGCGUCCCAUUGCUUUGAUGACUGCAGAGGAUAUUAGCCCAGCUCAUUUCUGUAAACACACCUGUUUGUACAUACACAUACUUUGGCUGAUGUUGUAUGUUCCAUCGCGAUCUUUUCAAAGACUAAAGAUUAGAUGCA